Messenger RNA from Phlebotomus papatasi, 781 nucleotides. RefSeq names its product clathrin light chain (gene Clc). Bases 88 to 708 code for a protein of 206 amino acids. Gene Ontology annotation, cellular component: postsynaptic endocytic zone cytoplasmic component; synaptic vesicle membrane; plasma membrane. Gene Ontology annotation, molecular function: clathrin heavy chain binding; structural molecule activity. The record is from RefSeq and is a predicted model, not a curated record. Lineage: Eukaryota; Metazoa; Arthropoda; Insecta; Diptera; Psychodidae. Gene Ontology annotation, biological process: clathrin-dependent endocytosis; clathrin coat assembly; intracellular protein transport. The transcript has 5 exons.
UCAUCGAAUUGUCAAACAAAUUGGAUGACGCAGAAGUGAGAAAAAUUUUUCUGAGUUUGCAAAAAAAAAAAACAGAUCAGAGAAAUCAUGGAUUUUGGUGAUAAUUUCGAGCAACAGGAAAUUGAUCCGGCUGCAGAGUUCCUUGCCCGGGAACAGAGUGCCCUGGCUGGACUCGAGGAUGACCUCAAUCCACCAGCAGCAGUGCCACAAGUGAAGACAGAAGACAAUGGCACACUGGAGUCAUCCGAGAGCUUUGAAAUGAUCAAUAACAUUGAGUCUCACGAGCAGACUAACGUCAAUGAAGAUGAUUCUAACGAUUUCGAAAUUAGCUAUCGUUCAGCGAAGCCCCCAAUGGAGGAGCCGGAGAAAAUCAAGAAGUGGCGUGAGGAUCAGAAGACGCGCCUGGAGGAGAAGGAUCGCGAGGAAGAGAAGAAGAAGGAGGAACUGAAGGUGCAGGCAAAGAAGGAGCUGGAAGAUUGGUAUAAGCAGCACGAGGAAUCCAUCACCAAGACCAAAUCCUCCAACAGGAAUGCUGAAAAGAAUUUUGUGGCUGAACCGACGGAAAUUGAGCCGGGAACCGAAUGGGAACGCAUCGCAAAGUUGUGUGACUUUAAUCCCAAGGCAAGUAAAACCAGUCGGGAUGUCUCUCGCAUGAGAUCGAUCAUUCUGCAGCUGAAGCAGAAUCCCGUGGCAAUAAAACGUGUCUAAAAAGCAUUCCCAGCAUCGUGUAAUCUUCUUGAGAGAAACUCAAAUAAAACAUUUAGAAUUCCACAAAAAAAAA